This is a messenger RNA of Cygnus atratus (black swan), 1175 nucleotides long. Its product is annotated as protein maestro-like. Gene Ontology annotation, cellular component: cytoplasm. Lineage: Eukaryota; Metazoa; Chordata; Aves; Anseriformes; Anatidae. The record is from RefSeq and is a predicted model, not a curated record. The transcript is spliced from 10 exons. The coding region runs from base 172 to 1143 and encodes 323 amino acids.
CCCCUGCUCCCGCUCCUCAAGGGCAGGAGAAAGCCGGGGCCGUCUGUAGCCUGCAAGUCCCUCUGCGCAACGUGCUGGCGGCAAGGGCCCGCAGGGAGGGCUGCGGGUGCCUGGCAUCGAUUGAGCCUGGGGGCCCUGGGCUUUGUCCUUCUGCCUUUCUGCAAAACUCUCAUGUCAGUGCUGAGCAAAUGCACUCAGAAGAUCUGGCUGACGCCGUUCUGGGUGCAAAAAAUGUCGGCGAUGCUGGAGAGCCCCCACACUCAUGCCGAGGGCAUGUGCCUCCUGACGAGUGUCCUGGUCCGUGCGCAGCUCAUCUCACAGGAGCUGAUCGAGAGCUUCUCCCAGUGGCUGGACUGCCCAUCAGCAAACCUGCAGCUGACGGCCAUGGCUUUCUUUGCUGAGCUGAUGAAGGACCCACCUAUCGAGGGGAGGAACGUCCUGAAGAUUCUCAGUGUCUUCACUGAGAAAGCACAGCACCGAAGCAGCACCAUAAGGCAGAUGGCAGCGAGAGCUCUGGGCAACGCAGUCAGCAGUGUGCCCGUGGAGGUGCAAAAGCACAGGAGACCUGUUGUACAGGUGCUGCAACAGAGCCUGGCGGACACUGCCUGUCCCGAGGUGGUUGCAGAAAGCAUGGUGGCGCUAGCUGAGCUCGUGAGGGUGCUGCAGGCAGUGAACUUGGGAUCGGCCUUUGAAGACAUCGCCAGGUCCACCAAGAUGUUCUUCGAGUCUGAACUAGAGUACCUUCGCUACUCGGCCUUCCGCCUCUAUUCAGUCCUGGCCUCCUCAGCCUCGGUCAAGCGGUCGUUCUUCGCCGGAGAAGUGGCAGAAAUAUGGGUCAGCCUUCUCCUGCACCUCCGGGAUCCCGACUUUGCAGUUGCCAGCAUGUGCAAGAUCACCUUCAGUCACUGUGCUCCAUUUAUGGGGCUGAGUCGGGCGCAGGAGAUCAUCGAUCUCUCCAUGAGGCUGGGUGCAAACGAGCUGCAGUAUGAGGUCUGCAGUCACCUGGCCAGAUACGCCCCCGCCAUGUUGGAGAGGCUCCGUACCAUCGCCAGGAGAGGCUGCCUAGAGAACGGUCAGAGGCUGCACACAUCGGCCGUCGAAAUCCUUGAUGACAUCCUGGCAAGAAGAAGAAGAAGGAAUUGAGGCUCCGUCAGAUAGCAGCUUUCCAAGGCCGG